Amblyraja radiata (thorny skate) is the source of this 2802-nucleotide messenger RNA. RefSeq names its product coiled-coil domain containing 28B (gene ccdc28b). The record is from RefSeq and is a predicted model, not a curated record. The coding region runs from base 760 to 1323 and encodes 187 amino acids. The transcript has 7 exons. NCBI's taxonomy places the organism in Eukaryota, Metazoa, Chordata, Chondrichthyes, Rajiformes, Rajidae.
GUGUGGGACUUUAUUUCUUGGAGUGCAGGAGGCUGAGGGGUGAUGUUAUCGAGGUGUAAGAUCAUGGUGGGGGAGAUAGAUAGGGUGCAUGCACAGUCUUUUACCCACGGCGUGAGGAAUUGAGAAAUCGAGGGCAUCGAUUUAUGGUAAGAGAGGAAAGAUUUUUUCACACCGGAAUCUGAAGAAGGGUCUCGACCCGAAACGUCACCUAUCCAUUUUCUCCGGAGAUGCUGCCUGACCCGCUUAGUUACUCCAGCACUCUGUGUCUAUCCGGUGUAAACCAGCAUCUGCAGUUCUGUCCACAUGUGUCUGUGACAGGUUGGUCACAAUCUCCCCGCCCGCCCGCUGCUGAUUGACGGGACGGUCCCGCCCUCGCGGUCUCCAUGGUCUCUGCGUUAAAGACACAAAGUGCCGGAAACAUCGUUGUUCGUGGGGUCGGAGGUUCGGUCCAGGGCCGCGGCGACUCCUCCCAUUUGGGCCGGAUCGUCCCCGGUCCAAGCCCCGACCUUCCGCACAACUUGGACGAGCUGUGAGUCAGGACAAGGCGCGGUUCAGAUUGAGACCGAGUCGCUGCUGAGGCCUUGAUCAUUGAAGAAAUAAACGGAUCCCCUUGCGAUCGGCCGUCAUUCCCAACGAGAAUAAAUACAGUAAACUACAGCUGCGGAGAGAAUUCUAAACGCAUCUGGAAGAAGGUGUGUUCCUUAAACAGAUGUGGAAAUGGGACCCCAGCUGUAGCCCUUCCAGGUGAAACACCUGAGGAUGGAAGAAAAAAUAAAGAAACAAACUCCAAGGAUGACUUUAUCCCAGCACUGCAGUCCCAGGAAAUCUCCUGUGUCCACCUGUCAGAGUUCAGCCUUGUGUCCCGUGUUACCUCAGCUUUCAUCGCCAAAACUAAAGUCAAAAUUGAAAAGGGCAGAUAAAGGUAAAGUAAAGACUCUACAACCUGCUGAGAAAGUGCUGAAGCCUGCAGCAAUUCAACAUUCCUUCCUGACUGACGUUUCUGAUGUGAGGGAGAUGGAAAGUGGCCUUCUGCAUUUACUGAAUGAUUUCCACUCUGGCAAUCUUCAAGCAUUUGGAAAAGAGUGCUCCUUUGAACAGAUGGAGCAUGUCAGAGAGAUGCAGGAAAAAAUGGCCCAUUUGCACUUCAGCCUUGACAGCCAUGUGGAAGAGCUGUCUGAGGAUAAGAAAAAAAAUGCGUCAGACAGGAAUCUUGAACAGCUUCUGAUUAAUUUGGAAGAGCUUAGUACCUCAAUACAAAAACUACACUUGGCAGAAAAUCAAGAACUGCCAAAAGAUGAAGAGUUGAAAUCAUCUCCAUCAUAGAAAUAACCACGAAAGGCCGAAGGGAAGAUUGAUCAAUGAAGGCAGUGCCUGAAGAAAGUGAUAGGAUGCAUCUUUUUUUAUAAAAAAAACCAUAUGAGGUGGGAGCAGAUGUUAAAACUGCUAAGAUUCCACAACAUGCAUACUUUUAUUGUCAUUUUUCUUUCCUCCUGCUCUGCUUUGUAUUUUGUGUUUUCCUUUACUCACGUGACACUUGGCAAUACAAUUCAACAUGUGACCACUGGACAUGCUGACCUAUACGUGAUUCUGCAGCAAAUCCCAGUCAAAGUAAUUCAGCUCAGAAAUGGGCCUUUUAGCCCACCAUGUCAAUGCUACCACUGUGCCUAUCUGCUAUUAGGUCUUUUAUGCCUUGCUUAUUCAAGUGCCUUCCUAGAUAUCUCCUAAAUGCCAUGGAUUAUAUCUGCCUCCUGUGUGGAAAACUUUCCCACUCAGAUCCCCUUUACUUUUCCACCCUCUCACCUUAAACCUAGAAGACAAAGAGAUUGCAAAUGCUGGAAUCUUGAUCAAAAACUAGAAUGCUGGAAGAACUCAGCAGAUCAAAGCAGCAUCAGUGAAGGCAAAACAUGCAGGAGGACAUUUUGGAUCAGGACAGAUGGGAAAAGGAAUAUAGCCAGUAUACAGCAGUACAGGAGGAGGCGAUAACACUGAGGGUAUGGGUUACCUGCGAUUGUAAAAUUCAAUAUUCAUAACAUUGGGUUAUAAGCUAUCCAAGCGGAAUGUUAUUCUUCCAAGUUGCGUUUGGCCUCUCCGUUGUAAUUAAGCCACGGAUAGAUGGGUCUGUAUGAGAGUGUGAAGGAGAGUUACUAUGAUGUUUUGAGAUUACUGUUGUAGACAGAAUAGAGGUGCUCCACUAAAUAGCUGACUAAACGGUUUGGUUUCUUCAAUGUAAAGGAGACCACAUCAUCACCACUGAAUGCAGUGGACCAGGUUGGAAGAGGUGAAAAUACACCUUUGUCUUACUUGAAAGGCCCGAUUAGGUCUAGAAUAGUCAUGAGAGAGUGGAAGAGACAGGUGUUACACUCCUAUAGUUGUAGUGAGAAGUGCCAGAGAAUGGGAGGAAAAGGUGGGGAGAGAUGAGAGGACCAGAGACUCAUGACAAGUAGACUACUCAGGCACUAGUCAGUGCAACAGAGAAAGAUUUGAGGGGGAUGCCCCAGUUCAGAGCAAUAAUUGUUCCACGUUGCCAACAAAGACUUGCCACGUUGCCCAACCCUUUCAAAAAUCUCUCAAUGCACAACCGAAUGACAGAGCUUUUCACAAAUGUUGGUCAGCGCCAAUUCACAAUUUGACAAUUACUGUUCUUGAAUUUUUAUUCCAGCUCCAGUGCCCUCCAUAAUGUUUGGGACAAAGACCCAUCAUUUAUUUAUUUGCCUCUGUACUCCACAAUUUGAGAUUUAUAAUAGAAAAAAAUCACAUGUGGUUAAAGUGCACAUUGCCAGAUUUUAUUAAAGGCCAUUUUUA